Messenger RNA from Nematocida homosporus, 2580 nucleotides. RefSeq lists its product as uncharacterized. Bases 1 to 2580 code for a protein of 859 amino acids. The record is from RefSeq and is a predicted model, not a curated record. Gene Ontology annotation, cellular component: ERMES complex; endoplasmic reticulum. Gene Ontology annotation, molecular function: lipid binding. The transcript has a single exon. Gene Ontology annotation, biological process: phospholipid transport. Lineage: Eukaryota; Fungi; Microsporidia.
AUGUCAUACGAACUAUAUCGAGAGUUUGCGGCUGGUGCUUUAGCUGGAGCUCUACUAGUGAUCUUUAUGCAAUUUGCGACCCUUGUUUUGGGCCUACGUCGCAUGGUCCGAAAAAAGAGAUAUCCUGACACAUGUCCUAGAGAUAUGCUUAAAGAUCCUUCUGAAUCUUUAAUGAAUGCCUUAUCUCUAGCUACAGAAGAAUGUACAGAUGUAGCUUGGUUAAAUAUAGUCUUUCAAAGAUACUUUGUUGAAUUAUCAAGAUCAAGUACCUUUUAUGAGAAGGUUAAAGAGACUCUAGUUAAGAAACUCUCUUUAGCCUUCUCAACUGGUAUUCUUAAACGAGUUCGAUUUAGAGAUAUUUCCUUUGGUAGCGAAGCUCCUUAUAUUCGUACUAUUAGAGCUCUUUCUGAUAACGAGUUAGAAGAGUUACUGGCGAGAACGGGUGAGAAACGAGCGAGAAGACCGGCUGGGUUUAGUCAAGUAAGUUUAUUGAUGGAUGUUGAGUAUGCAGCAGGAGAUAAUUGUAUGUACGUUGAUGCUGACCUAAUAAAGGGGUACUCUAUUCCUAUUAUGGUACGUUUACAGCCAUUUCGAGGCCAGUUAGUGGUUAGAGUGCCUGCUAGUAACUAUCAUACGCGGUUGGAGUUAUGUUUCUUGGAAAAUCCUGGGUUUGAUUUCUCGGUGGAAGCUGCUUUUGCUAAGAACGAUACGGUCUUCUUUUCUAGUUCAGUUAGUACGUUAUUGAAACGAUUAUGCCGUUAUGUGGCUAAGAUGUACAUUUAUCCGAACUGGUACUACUACUACUUGCCGAUGUUAGUAUCACGAUCCAAAAUUAUUGCUUAUCCUUACUAUCCAGUAUCAGCUGGGAAUAUUGAAGCGGCUAUGCAACAGAUUAGGGAAAUCAAAAAUUUAUUGAGUUUAGAUUUUGCUAUCAUUACCAAAAAAGGAAAUGUUAUUUUUCGGAAGACCAAAAGUACAGUUAAUUCAUCUAGUGAGCCAUUAAUGCGGGCUGAGAUAGAAAUGCCACCCGAAAAGAUUUCCCGGAUUGGAGAAAUGUUUCGUACGCCCGAAGAUCUCUUCAAUCCCUUUGCCGGGGUAGUGAGUGCUUAUGAAGGAACUAAAGUCAUUGAGACGUACGCCCCGCAUUUAGCCCGAGUUCAUGUAGUUAUUGCUGGGGAAGUCUUUGAGUUUAUUAGAAUUACAGUAGAUGAUAUGUUGCUUUACCAAUUAACAGAUCCGGCUGAGCCCCAGUUCUUACUUCUUUAUCGGGAGCCUAAACGGAUUCUAGUCGUCCAGUACGCCUCUAGAUCUAGUCUCUUCCGUUUAGGCCAAUUCCGGAUCCAGAAACUAGUCGGGAAGUUAGAAGAAGAAGAACUUAAAGUCUGGGGAUCAGCUCGACUCUUCAAACUCUUUGAUCUAUCCGUACGAGCAGCCGGAUCAGCCAAACGUAUUUUCGGUCGAGCCAAUAAGCCAUCUCAACCUAAGAAGAAAGAAGAACCGCCUAAAGAUCCCGCCCGGGCCCAGUACGUUAGUGAUGGAUACGCCCUAGAUACUUCUUCCCAAGAAAGUGUUUCGGAAGUGGCAAUCAUUGAGUCACACUUCCGGGCAAUUGAAACACGUAUUCUAGGAGAUAUGCGGGCACCGGAUGCUCAAAUAGACUUGCCUUAUACAGCUGCUGAACUAAAGGAUGUUUUAAAACUCUCAGUAACUCGAGCCUCUUUAUUUGGUGAGUUUACUCUGAUGGAAGAUAUUGAGUUAGCUGUAGGUAUUCGUAGUACUUCGAUGGCCGCUCCUUCCGGACAGUUUGUGCAACUACUUAGUUAUAGUAAUCCCGAAGGCGAUCUAGUGAUUGGCCGGAUUUUGCUUUCAGAAGAGUUUCAAGGAGUGGCUGUAGCUGCUCGUAUUCAGCCGAGUUGUAUUUCCUUAUUCACGGAUGGCGGGUUUGUAGUGCACUGCCGUGAAUUUGAACAUAUCAUUCGCACCCGAGUUGAACAGAGUAGAUUAGUACCUGGUGAGCCGCAAGAACUACCUAAACGAUUUACACGUAGUUUUGAUACGGCUGCCGGUAUAAUUAUAACUAGUGAGACACCAACUCAAUGUGAGAUCUUCAUUGGUAGAGGCGAAAGAGUGCUUAGAGGUGAAAUCUCAUUACAACAGCCCUGCACAGUCAUUCUUGGCCGACUUAAUGAAGAUACUAAUCUACAAGUAUCUAUCCGUACUAAGAAAGGAACAGCUACACUUAAAGAAGUACCUAAUUCAGUCGACCAACUGACUUACAUUGAAGGAUCCUUUAUUCUGAAGAAGAAGGGAGAAAUCACCUUACCAAUUGGUCCGGGGUAUGCCCAUUGGAUCUUCCCAUGGACAGCUAAAGCCAAGGAUAAAGACAAGGAUAAGUCAGGAUACAUUAAUGGUUCCGGAUAUGCCAACUUUAAUCAGCCAACUACACUUACUUGGGUUCAACAAGAAAGUUGUCCCACUACUUCCAUUUCAGCCGCCAGCAUUAAACCUUUCAACACUACCACUACUCCCACCGAACCAGCAUCCUCAGCCAGUCCUAAUCUCUCCUCACCCCAAUACUAA